Athalia rosae (coleseed sawfly) is the source of this 2071-nucleotide messenger RNA. RefSeq names its product negative elongation factor A (gene Nelf-A). The transcript is spliced from 7 exons. Bases 86 to 1666 code for a protein of 526 amino acids. NCBI's taxonomy places the organism in Eukaryota, Metazoa, Arthropoda, Insecta, Hymenoptera, Athaliidae. Gene Ontology annotation, biological process: negative regulation of transcription elongation by RNA polymerase II. The record is from RefSeq and is a predicted model, not a curated record. Gene Ontology annotation, cellular component: NELF complex.
CCUCGGAGAAAUCAGAAUCGGCGGGAAAGUCUGCUAGCGUUGUGUUGUACAGGUACGGUAAAAUCUGUAAUCACACGACUUCAAAAUGGCGAAUGUAAGAGACAGUGAUACGUCGUUGUGGCUUCAUAAUAAGCUAGGAACGUCAAACGAUAGCUGGACUGGUAGUUCUAUUUGUUCACAACUGAACGCUGAAGUAUUAAGGAACAUAAAAGAUUGCUUUCCUGAUUUACAAACCCAAGUGAAACUCAAAUUAUUGCUCUCAUUCUUUCACCUGCAAAGGCGCAAUGUCGAAGAGUGGCGUGUUGAAUUGGAAGAGAUCAUUGAGGUGGCAUCACUGGACAGCGAGUUAUGGGUAUCGAUGUUAUCCGAAGCAAUGAAAACCUUCCCAUCAACUGGUUCUUUGAACACAGACAUUUCAGACCUUGAUGAACAUCGUCCGAUAUUUGGAGAACUAGUGAAUGACCUUAGAAAGCUCGUUAAAAAGCAAAAUGAUGCUUCCAUGCUUCCACUUGAAUGUCAUUAUCUGAAUAAAACUGCACUAGCCUCAGUAGUUGGACAGCAACCGGCACCAGUUAAACAUUUCACUCUCAAAAGAAAACCUAAAAGUGCCGCACUCCGCGCUGAGUUAUUACAAAAGAGUGCUGAUGCAGCUAGUAAUUUAAAAAAAAGUACAGCUCCUACUGUACCUGUACGAAGUCGUGGUAUGCCCAGAAAGAUGACAGAUACAACUCCAUUGAAGGGAAUACCAAGCAGAGUUCCGACGAGUGGCUUCCGUUCACCUUCUUUGACUAGUCCGUCAAUGUCUAAUCGUACGCCUAUAGGAAGUCGAAUUCGUAAAGAUGGUGGAAUAAAACUACUUGAUAUAAAUGAGCAACCUCUAGGCUACGCGCAAGCUAAAAAACGAAAACGUAUGCUUGAAUUGGAAGAGCAACAAAAGAAGGCUGCAGAAGCUCAAGCAGCUGCUGCUGCUGCAGCAACGACAGCACCAGCUGUACCAGAAACGCCUACAACUCCAGAAUACGCCCAAGGAUUGGCUCCUCUAAAUCCACCGGCUACUCCUGUUGCAUCUACACAGACUUAUGCUACACCUGGUAGUACACCUUCCACUGUUGUGGCAACUGGUACUGCACAAGCUCUUUCAACCCCUGUAACGCCAACAGCACCAAACUCUGUGUUGCCGGUGGUUAAUACAGCACCUUCAGCUAUAAUCGAAACAACGCCUGUCAAUGUACAAAGUGUCAGACCAACUCAAACUGUCACACAAAUUCGAAUUCAGACUACAGCACCACCUGCUAAUGCUGCUGCCAACACUCGAAAAGGCUUAACACUUACGAGAGACCAAAUGCUUGAAGCCCAAGACUUAUUCCGAGGUACAAAUAAAGUUACGAGACCAGAAAAAGCAGUCAUACUUGGUUUUAUGGCUGGUUCGAGAGACAAUCCUUGUCCGAAGCUGGGUAAUAUAGUAACAGUGAUGCUGUCGGAGAAUAUAGAGGAAGUGACGCAGCCCGAUGGUAGUACAGUUUCUAUGCUCGUUGAGACACAUUUCCAGAUGAAUUACACAAAUGGUGAAUGGAAACGGAUAAAAAAAAAUCGACGAAUCGUUACUGAAGAACCUGUUCCAGCAGCAACACAUGCGCCUACUGCAACAGCUACAGCUUCUAAUUAGAAUCUUAUGCAUAACCAAAUUGUUCAUUGAAUGAUUUCUGGGCAGUGAAUUUUUCUAACUCCAUCUUGCAAACAUCAACAAGUAAAUGACUGGCUUAAUAUAAUGAUUGUAUAAAUCUAAUAUAAAUAAACUGUAAAUAUGUCUCUGUGCCUGACAGGAAACUAUCUUUCCUGAAUAAAACAAAAAAAUAAAUAGAUAAAACUAAACAAAAAUAUCUAAUUAAUCAAUAGAAUGCUUAUAAAUCAAGUCUAACGUGCAUAUUAUUGGGAAAAAAUCUGACAUACAAUUUAUUUAACUAUUUCUACGAAACAGAACAUUACCUCCCGAUUUGAAAUUGUUUUUCUUCCUUUGUAGCAUUGAAAUAUAAAGAUGUAAACAUGUUUUUAGCAGAAAUUAUCAUAAACA